Molecule: messenger RNA, 2637 nt
Organism: Elaeis guineensis (African oil palm)
Lineage: Eukaryota; Viridiplantae; Streptophyta; Magnoliopsida; Arecales; Arecaceae
Product: pentatricopeptide repeat-containing protein At5g61800
Biological process (GO): RNA modification
Molecular function (GO): protein binding; RNA binding
Source: RefSeq, a predicted model, not a curated record
GCGGGGGUAGAUCAAGCACACCGACGACCCGCGAUGGGCACAGCGCUCCUCGUUAUCCAAAUGCAUCCGCCCCACCGGCACCCAAUCCUCCUGCUGCUCAACCGCUGCAAAACUCUCAAACACCUGAGAUGCAUCCAUGCCAAACUCACCAUACUAGGCCCCGCCUUCCUCCACCCCUCUCCCACCUUCACCAAGCUCCUCUACACCUUCACCUUCCUCCACCCCCUGCCCCCCACCCAUUCCAUAGACUACGCCCUUUCCCUCUUCCAUCGCAUCCCCUCCCCCUCCACCUUCGCCUACAACCUCCUCAUUAGGGCCCGCACCCUCCUCUCCUCCCCAUUCCAAGCCCUCAUCCUCUUCGCUCGCAUGCGCCGCCUAUCCAUCCCUCCCGACUACCACUCCUUCCCCUUCGCCCUCAAGGCCUGCGCCCGCCUCCGCUCCCUCCCCCUCGGCCGCGCCCUCCACUCCCAAGCCUUAAAGCUCGGCUUCGCCACCGACCUCUUCGUCCACAACACCCUCAUUAGCAUGUACGCAUCCUCCGACUCCAUGCUCGAUGCUCGAUCCCUCUUCGACGAGAUCUCCUCCUGCGACGUCGUCACCUACAACACCCUGAUCGAUGGCUACGUCAAGGCCGGCGACAUGAUUCUUGCCCGCAAGCUUUUCGAUGAGAUGCCCCAUCGAGAUACGGUCUCAUGGGGGACGCUCCUGGCGGGCUACUCCCAGAUUAGGCAAUUCAAGGAAGCCCUCCAGCUGUUCGAUCAGAUGCUCCCGACAGGAUCGAGGCCCGACGACGUAGCUCUGGUCUCUGCCCUCUCUUGCUGCGCUCAACUGGGCGCCUUGGAUCAAGGCAAGGUCAUUCACCAAUACAUCAAAGAGAACAGGGCAGCGCUCAACGUAUAUCUCCUGACAGGCCUCGUAGACAUGUACGCCAAAUGCGGGUGCAUCGAUGCUGCUACAGAGAUGUUUGACUCCACCACGCACAGGAACUUGUUCACGUGGAAUGCGAUCGUCGUCGGCCUUGCGAUGCAUGGCCAUGGCGAGCGAUCACUGCGGUACUUUGAAAGGAUGAUAGGGGUGGGAGUUCGGCCGGAUGGUGUGAGCUUCCUCGGGGUCUUGGUCGCAUGCAGCCAUGCGGGGCUGACCGACACAGCACGAAAGCUGUUUGAUGAGAUGGAGAGCAUUUUUGGAGUUGCCCGCGAGCUCAAGCACUACGGUUGCAUGGCGGAUUUGCUUGGCCGUGCAGGGCUGAUGGAGAAGGCGAUGGACAUGAUAAAGGCGAUGCCGAUGGAGGCCGACGCCUAUGUGUGGGGUGGUGUGCUUGGAGGUUGUAGGAUACAUGGGAACGUGGAGAUCGCUGAGAUUGCCACCGAGCAUCUUUUAAGAUUGAAUCCAGAGGAUAGUGGGGUUUAUUCCAUCAUGGCUGGUAUUUAUGCUAAUGCCAGGAGGUGGGAAGAUGUUGCGAGGAUGAGGAGGCUAAUGGAGGACAGAAGAGUGAGGAAGAACGUAGGUCGCAGUUUGAUUGAGGUGGAAGGAGGUUUGUUGCUGAUCUGAACACCUGCUGGGUAAAUGGAAUGGAGAUGCAAGAAUUACAGCUGAUUUGUGGUUAAAUUCAUUAUCUAUAUAUGGAUGCCAGGCCAGAGAUCUCUGACGAUAACUUCGUUCUCAGUAAGGUACAGAGGGAAUACCUCAGAGGAGAGCAAAUAGAAAUCAUAAAAGCUAAAAUGCUUAUGGAAACCCAAUUCACCAAGGCUGCCACCCUCGAAUCAGGUUAAAUGUUUGAAUCCUUCUUUACUGGUUGUGAGGCUCGAGGUGUCAGAGCAGACCAAUCAAGGACCAGAGACUUAAUUUAUCUGGAGAGACCAGCCUCUGCUGCAUCCAUUAAAGUUGCAACAUGCCCUACCUUGGCAGAGACCUUGGCUACAUUCCUGGCUGCAGAACAAGAGGAAGCUUCCACCUCUAUCCUUGAAAUUAGUCUCCCUCUUUUAUCUGCAGACUACUCCACCCUAUCUAUGGUGUUGAUGUGGCAACCGAGUCAAAAUCUUCUCGUCCAAAACACAUGGUGGAACCAAAUGAAGCUUUAACCUUGGUUGGUAGAGGUAUCCAAGUAGACGAGGAUCUACCUACUGAUGUGGAAUCACAACUUUGAUAUGUACCUCGUUGGUUGAAGUUGUCAGACAUCACCUCUCGCACCCUCUCCGAUGGUCCCUUGUCCAACUCCAGUAGUCCCUUCUGCAACUACCAAAACCAUGACAUCCGCACAAACCAGGGCAGUUGGAGCUAUCAAGGAAGUAGCUGUAGUGCUACUACCUCAGAGAAGAACUAGGAAGGGUCCGAAGUCAUCUUCUAGCCAACUACAUCCUACUCGCCGCUUGGUUCUGUCCUUGCCAGAUCUCUGAUUGACAUUGGAAGGGCAUGUCAGAGGUACUGACACCGAGAGAUCUUCGGCCUAAUAGCCUCUUGAAUAGUAUUUAUACGAUCAUCUCCAAAGGUGCUUGCUAAUCGUUUGUCUCUCCAUCUUCACCUUCUCGUUACUAUUCGUGAAUGAUCAACUCCAAAGGUGCUUGCUAAUCGCUUGUCUCUCCAUCUUCACCUUCUCAGUACUAAAUUCGUGAAAUAAAACUCCAUUUCUAUAGCCAC